CUUAGUCUUGAAAGCCGAAGCCACCUCCCGUUAACUUUCAGUUGGUCUCUUGUGUUUUCCCGAGAUUCGUAUAACCCCACUUGAAAUGCUGCUCAUCGGUCUAACAGGGUCUAUCGCCACGGGCAAGUCGACCGUGUCAAGCCUGCUUUCAUCCCCACCCUACUCUAUCCCUGUCAUCGACGCGGACUUGCUCGCCCGGCAGGUCGUCGAGCCGGGAACUCCAGGGUACCGCAAAAUCGUAGCAUACUUUGGCCCGAGCACCCCGGACCUGCUGCAGCCGCCCAACCCCGCCGAACCCAAUGGCGGCAUCGAUGGUCCCACCGGCAAAGGCAGGCCGCUGAACCGCGUCAUGCUCGGCCGGCGCGUCUUUGGCGACGACCCGGACCGCAGGCGCGACCGGGCGGUCCUCAACGGCAUCGUCCACCCGGCCGUCCGCUGGGCCAUGUACAAAUCCCUGGCCUGGUACUACAUCGCGGGCCACCGCGCGGUGGUGCUCGACGUGCCGCUGCUCUUCGAGGCCGGGUUGGACAGGAUGUGCGGCACCGUCGUCGUCGUGGGCGUGCGGGACCCGGCCAUCCAGAUGGCGAGGCUGCGGGCGCGGGAUCCGCACCUCAGCGCAGAGGACGCGGAGGAUCGGGUGAAAUCGCAAGGGGACGUGCGCGAAAAGGCCCAGAGGUGCGAGGCCAGGGGUGGCGCGCGGGGCGUCGUGGUCUGGAACGACGGGGAUAGGACCGAGCUCGAGAGGGAGCUGAGGCGUGCCGUUCAUAUCAUUUUUGAAAGCAGCCCCAGGUGGUGGAGCUGGGCGCUACUACUGUGCCCACCGUUGGCUGUUGCGUCUGGGGCUUGGAACUUUUGGCAGAACACGCAGAUCAACAAUGAGUGGAAGGAGAUGGAGCAGAGAGGACGCGCGAGGCUGUAAAUUCCUGUAAAUUCUUUUGGUGUGGAGGGACUGUAACGCAAUGCAGAAGCGAGCCUUGAUUACAAAUAUUUUAUCUCCUGGGGUUUGCGGUACGAGAAGUUGUCUGCUGUUGGUGGGUGGCAUCUUAAGUUAUUGACAGGCUUCACAUAGCUACGGGGCACUGACUGCUAAUAGUUCAUUGUAGGCGUUUUGAUACAAAAGUUCAGGCCUGGAUGACAGGUACUCAGACAAACGAGUGGCUUUAUGGUGGCCGAGAUCGGGGAUGUGUAUUUUGUCGUUCCUUCCUUUUUCUGCUUGGACACCUUACCCAGUCCAACUUUUACAACACAAACAGAAUCUUCUGAUCAACCGACCAACUCUUCACAUCUCCCAGGUCAACUCGAUAUUUCACAAUCCUUUUCCCGCCUGCAUCUCAUUUCAAAGACCUUGACUGGCUGGGCCUAUGCAAAUCUGAUCAUCAGAUCCUCGGGUGGAUGCGCCCAGCAGCCUCUGCU
Messenger RNA from Pyricularia oryzae 70-15, 1413 nucleotides. RefSeq names its product dephospho-CoA kinase. Gene Ontology annotation, biological process: coenzyme A biosynthetic process. Lineage: Eukaryota; Fungi; Ascomycota; Sordariomycetes; Magnaporthales; Pyriculariaceae. The transcript has a single exon. Bases 86 to 919 code for a protein of 277 amino acids. The record is from RefSeq and is a predicted model, not a curated record. Gene Ontology annotation, molecular function: dephospho-CoA kinase activity; ATP binding.